UACCGGAAAAGAAACCGGUGGCGACAUUCAAGACGCCCUGUGGCUGUUGUGUUGGACGAUGAAGUGCCACCAAGUCCACGUGAACCAGUGCCACAUCGCACUGCUGGCUACGGUCUUGCACAUCAAAAACGUAAACUACAAAUACCGGAUCGUAGUCGUAGUGUGUCGCCUUUGCGUGCCGAGUCACCGCUGCAGACGUACGACAAAUACGCCAAGUAUGAACGGAAUAGAACAGAUUCGAUGACACGCUAUGGAACACAAUGGAACGGACCCGGCUUCUCCUCCCCACAGAGAAGUGGCACAGACGAGCGUCCACCACAUCGAACACCAGCGCUCAGCCCUGCAUCAAAGGUCCCUGCACCGAUAGACAGAUAUUUCAAAGGCAAGGAAUGUCCCACAAAGGUUCCAGACAUAUUAUGCAAAGCGCACGCAACGCGCGAAAGAGAGGCUGUGGCAGGAUCGAUCGAUAAAAGGUGGACAUCGAUCAAUAACACUGACGCGACCUCCCAUCGCGCAAGUCGCGCGCGCGCGGAAAAGUAUGUGUGGAAUCGAUGCACUCCUCCCCCAUUGCACUUGCACUGUAACAUCGCGAGUCUGCUGUGUUCUCUUCUGAAGACC
Ostertagia ostertagi is the source of this 618-nucleotide messenger RNA. The record is from the annotation of a GenBank genome assembly. Lineage: Eukaryota; Metazoa; Nematoda; Chromadorea; Rhabditida; Trichostrongylidae.